AUGCUCGGCUCGGCCCUCGUUCCGGCCCCGGCGACCGAGGCGCCCUCGCCGCUGUGGCUGGCAGAGGAGGACUUCAACGGAUGCACCGAGGGCAAGGCUUUUGAGCUCGGGCGCAUGGAUCGCAUCGUCUGCGGCGUCGUGACACCCGAGGGCCGCCACACCAGGUACCUGGUGUUGCACCAGCAUCUGCUGCUUCUUGUGCAGCCGGACCUGGUGCAGCCUGGCUGGGCCGUGGCUCGCACCUUGGUGCCACUCCGGUACGUCGACGCCCAGGUGGACAGAACCGACCACCGCAUGCUGCGCCUGACGCUUCGUCUUGCGCAGGGAGCCGCCUGCCCGGGAGAGGCCUCGGCCUUCGAUCCCGGUGCUGCAGACGGGGAGGGCACGUCAAAGACAUCCUGCUUCCUGUUGACUCUCAGCUUCGAGGACAACCAGCGCAGACUCUUUGCCGAGAACCACUUGUGCAAGUACCGGAAGGCAGUGCGAGAACACCUCUCUGCGAACGUGGAGAAGUUUGUGGACGAUCUGUGCGGACAGUGA
This is a messenger RNA of Symbiodinium natans, 540 nucleotides long. The record is from the annotation of a GenBank genome assembly. Lineage: Eukaryota; Dinophyceae; Suessiales; Symbiodiniaceae.